Molecule: messenger RNA, 1023 nt
Organism: Blepharisma stoltei
Lineage: Eukaryota; Ciliophora; Heterotrichea; Heterotrichida; Blepharismidae
Source: the annotation of a GenBank genome assembly
AUGUUAAUUUUUAUCCUUUUAGGCUUAACAUUUGGGAGCGAUAUUUGUGAUGUUUCUGUCGAUGGUGGCAUUUGUCUCUAUGAAGGUGAGUCUGUAAUAAAACCACCAGCAAAGCUAAGCUCUCUAACUGGAUAUUGGACCUUUGACGACAAUAAAGGCUUAGACUAUUCAGGGUACAAUAAUCAUGCAAAAUCUUCAGUACCUGCAGGACAUUCAUCAGGUGGCCGAGGAUCUAGCGCAAAAUUCUCUGGCUCUGAAUAUUUUGAGGUUCCAAGUGACGACUCUAUAAGCGCAAAAAUAUUUUCAAUUACAUUUUGGGUCUAUUUUGAAAAAGAUGAUACAUCAAAAUCUAAAGAAACCUGGUGUCCAAUAUUACAAAAAGGAGAUGAUGACAUUGAAAAUUUAAUAUACGAAAGAACACCAGGGAUUUUCUGGAAUCGAGAAACAAGAGCAUUAAAAGUUUAUGUCACGACUACUGAAUCAUCCGAUUUUCCUGAAGGAGAAUACGUAGAAUCUAACGCCAGACUUUUGCAUCAUAGGUGGAAUCACAUUGCAGUUGUAAGGACACAGUCAAAAAUUAAGCUCUAUGUUAAUGGAAUCCAAGACAAUUCAAACUCUACGUCAGGAUGGACUAAUCCAAAUGAGUCACCAUUAUAUAUUGGUGGGACACCAGCAACAAUAGAAAAAUGUUUGCUACAUUUAUUGGUAGACGAAACUAGAUAUUAUGAAAAAGAAUUAUCUGAUAUGGAAAUAGAAGCAGAAGCAGCUGGAGCUCUAGGACAGGUUGAGCCAAGAUUUAUUAGAUUGGGCUGUGUGGACUGCACAGUUUCUACAGCAGAAAGUUCUUGCACAAGUGAUUACCACCUUUGCACGUCUAUUGAACUUCAUUCUGGAGCUUAUAGUGUUGCAAGAAUUAAUGGCUGGACAGAAUUGAAUAAAAAUGUUUGGUCAUAUAGCGCACUUGAAACUGACUCAGAAAGCAAUGACCAAGGCUUAGGUUUAUGCUGUUUGAAUCUUGGCUAA